This is a messenger RNA of Vombatus ursinus (common wombat), 917 nucleotides long. RefSeq names its product selenoprotein W (gene SELENOW). Gene Ontology annotation, biological process: response to selenium ion. Lineage: Eukaryota; Metazoa; Chordata; Mammalia; Diprotodontia; Vombatidae. Gene Ontology annotation, cellular component: cytosol. The transcript is spliced from 6 exons. The record is from RefSeq and is a predicted model, not a curated record.
GCAGCGUCCUAAUCUGGAUCGCGGGCGGCGCCAACGUUCCAUCCUCCUGCGGCGGUCUAUAGCGUCCGGGACAAAGCCGGGGCUGCAGCCAUGGCGGUCAAAGUCCGUGUGGUUUACUGCGGUGCCUGAGGUUACAAGCCCAAGUAUCUAUUGCUGAAGAAGAAGCUGGAAGAGGAAUUUCCAGGCCUCCUGAACAUCAAUGGCGAGGGGACCCAGGAGGUCACCGGCUUCUUUGAAGUAAUGGUUGCUGGAAAGCUUGUGCAUUCCAAGAAGGCUGGGCAUGGCUUCGUGGACUCCUCAGACAAAUACCAGCGUAUUGUGGCAGAGAUCAAGGCCGCCCUGGGCAAGUGAGGCCUGAAGGCAGAGCUCAGGGGCCUUGUUCCCAUCCCUGCCCACGGUGCUUUAUGACGGGAAGGAUUGAAAUGUCCUCUGGAUUCCUGGUUCUUCCCUGAAAUCCUUGCAUCUGUUGGGCUGGGGCUGGGGCUGGGGCUGGGACGGAUGCCCCUGGAUCCUGCGCUGCGUGUAUGUGUGUCGCUAGCCCUUUGUCCAAGGUCUCGCUGUCCUAUGGGUCUGUUCGACUCCUCUCAGAUUCCUGCUUCUUCCUGCCCCGACUUAACCCCAGUGCUGUCUCCCCCAUUGAGGCAUCCUUUCCUCAGCCCCUCCCAGGUCCAUUGGGCCUUCCCUCUUCCCUGCUGGAGUGCUGGCCCUCCUGUCCAAGCCCCUUGGUUCUCAGACAUCUCUUCUGUAAAAUGAGAGGGUGACAGGGCUCAGAGUGGCCUUGUACAUUGGAGGGGGGGCUUUUCCACCUUGACUGGGGAUGGAGGGAGGGUCCCACCUGGCCUGGCGGGGCCCAGGAAGGCCUUAGGAAACAGUAUUCACCACAAGGGCUAAUUAAUAAAUAGAAGAAAUUAAAUGUU